UAUUUCUGAUUGUGAGUUUCGCGGUGGGGUCCUCUUUACUCUUUCGUCGUAAGCACCGUGACUCGACGUCGUGGUAGUUUUCUGGAGUGGGGAUAAGCUUGUGAGCUAGUGGUCCGAUUGUCAGAUUCUAGGCAGAGGGGUCAGCGCGAGGGCAAACGACGACACGAAAGGUUUUCUGGGCUUGGCGGUUGAUAUCAUGCAAGUAGCUAUUUAAAAAAAACGAGAGUUACGGCCGUUUGCUACACUGAUCUCUAGUGAUUUGCUACGAACCGACGACAGUCACCCGUUAAUACCGAUUAUUUGGAUAAAGUGAAUAUCUACGUUUGCGUUUGAAGGGGCGUCAAGAAUGAACGACAUGGAGGCAUAUGGGGAUGGGUACAUGGAACCCGAAGAAGAGUGGGAACGCGAGGGUCUCCUAGACCCGGCCUGGGAGAAGCAGCAGAAAAAAACUUUUACAGCCUGGUGUAACUCACAUCUCCGUAAGGCUGGAACUGCGAUCGAAUCAAUCGAAGACGACUUCAGAAAUGGGCUGAAGCUUAUGUUGCUGCUGGAGGUAAUAUCCGGCGAGACCCUCCCAAGGCCCGACCGUGGCAAGAUGCGUUUCCACAAAAUUGCAAAUGUGAACAAGGCUCUUGACUACAUUGCCAGUAAAGGAGUCAAACUUGUUUCCAUUGGUGCCGAAGAAAUCGUUGAUGGUAACCUGAAGAUGACUCUGGGAAUGAUCUGGACCAUCAUUCUUAGAUUCGCUAUCCAAGAUAUCUCUGUGGAAGAGAUGACUGCUAAAGAGGGACUUCUUCUGUGGUGUCAACGUAAGACAGCACCUUAUAAGAACGUCAAUGUUCAGAACUUCCAUCUGUCAUUCAAGGAUGGAUUGGCAUUCUGUGCUUUGAUCCAUCGCCAUCGUCCUGACCUCAUCGAUUACAACAAGCUCAGCAAGGACAAUCCUCUGGAAAAUUUGAACACCGCUUUCGACGUUGCUGAGAAGUACCUAGAUAUCCCACGCAUGUUGGACCCAGAUGAUUUGAUCAACACCCCGAAGCCGGAUGAACGUGCGAUCAUGACCUACGUUUCCUGCUACUACCACGCGUUCCAGGGCGCCCAGCAGGCAGAGACUGCUGCCAACAGGAUCUGCAAAGUGUUGAAGGUAAAUCAGGAAAAUGAGAGACUUAUGGAGGAGUAUGAGCGACUUGCAUCAGAUUUGUUGGAAUGGAUAAGGCGAACUAUGCCAUGGCUAGCAAGUCGCCAGACAGAUAAUUCGCUGGCUGGAUGUCAGAAAAAACUUGAGGAGUACAGGACGUACCGCCGCAAGCACAAGCCCCCUCGUGUCGAACAGAAAGCUAAACUUGAGACCAAUUUCAAUACUCUGCAAACUAAAUUGAGGCUUAGCAAUCGUCCUGCUUACAUGCCCACUGAAGGAAAGAUGGUCUCUGAUAUCAACAAAGCAUGGAAAGGUCUUGAGCUUGGAGAGAAGGCAUUCGAAGAAUGGCUCCUAUCAGAAAUGAUGCGCCUCGAACGUCUUGAGCAUCUUGCUCAAAAGUUCAAGCACAAGGCAGAUGCUCAUGAAGAUUGGACCUCUGGCAAAGAAGAAAUGUUGACAUCUCAAAUCUUCCGUCAGUGUAAACUCAAUGAAUUAAAGGCGCUGAAAAAAAAACACGAGGCCUUUGAAUCUGAUCUUGCCGCACACCAGGAUAGAGUUGAGCAAAUUGCUGCCAUUGCUCAGGAGUUAAACACCCUAGAAUACCACGAUAGCGCCUCAGUUAAUGCAAGGUGCCAGCGUAUCUGUGACCAGUGGGAUAGGCUUGGAACCCUGACUCAGCGCAGACGCCAGGCUCUUGAUGAAGCGGAAAGAAUUCUGGAAAAGAUCGAUGUCCUUCAUCUGGAAUUCGCCAAACGUGCCGCGCCCUUCAACAACUGGUUAGAUGGCACUCGCGAGGAUUUGGUAGACAUGUUUAUCGUUCACACAAUGGAAGAAAUUCAAGGACUUAUGGAUGCUCAUGCUGCAUUCAAAGCUACGCUAGGAGAGGCUGAUAAGGAAUACAACUCAAUUGUUGGUUUGGUUCGCGAAGUCGAGUCAAUAGUUAAACAGUUCCAGAUUCCUGGUGGACUUGAAAAUCCGUAUACCACCCUGACGGCAUUGGACCUCACUAAGAAAUGGAGCGAUGUUAGGCAGUUGGUGCCUCAGCGUGACGGUACACUUGCCGCUGAACUACGCAAACAACAAAAUAAUGAAAUGUUGCGCCGGCAAUUUGCUGAGAAGGCUAACGCCGUUGGACCUUGGAUGGAACGGCAGUUGGACGCAGUGACUGCAAUCGGUAUGGGUCUACAAGGUACCCUUGAAGAUCAACUUCACCGAUUGAAGGAAUAUGAAUCAGCUGUAUACCAAUACAAGGCACAUCUUGAAGAAUUGGAGAAGAUUCACCAAGCUGUACAAGAGGGAAUGAUAUUCGAGAAUCGGUAUACCCAGUACACUAUGGAAACUCUUCGCGUUGGUUGGGAACAGUUGCUAACUUCAAUUAAUCGCAAUAUCAAUGAAGUCGAAAACCAGAUUCUCACUCGAGACUCAAAGGGAAUAACGCAGGAUCAGUUGAACGAAUUCCGUAGUAGUUUCAACCACUUUGAUAAGAACAGGACAGGUCGUCUUGCACCAGAUGAGUUCAAGUCUUGCCUCGUGUCAUUGGGAUAUUCAAUUGGUAAAGACAGGCAGGGAGACAUUGACUUCCAGCGUAUUCUUGCUAUCGUAGAUCCCAACAGCUCAGGAUUUGUACACUUUGAUGCUUUCUUGGACUUUAUGACUCGUGAAUCCACCGAUACUGACACUGCUGAGCAGGUCAUCGAUAGCUUCCGCAUCUUGGCUGGCGAUAAGCCAUAUAUCCUCGCUGACGAGUUGAGGAGAGAAUUGCCUCCUGAUCAGGCUGAAUAUUGCAUCCACCGAAUGCCUCCGUUCAAGGGAGCCAAUGCCAUACCUGGAGCACUGGACUAUCGCUCAUUUUCUACUGCUCUAUACGGAGAGUCUGACCUGUAAAUUAAUACCGUAAAGUAUACAAAAUUGCACCUUUUCCAUACAGGCAUAUUAAUUGUGUAGAACGACAAAGAUCAUUUCGUAACGCAUAACAUCAUCUAGUUAUAACGAAUCUAUUCGAGUCUCUAUAGUAAUAUGAUAGAAAUCCAGUACAAAUUAAAGUCACUUGAAUAAUUUUAAUGCAAGUUUACAAUAGGAAGGUAACAGAUUCACGCAUUUCGCCAUCAGAUUCAUAUUUUUCUACCUGGAAAUAGCUAGCUAUUGUAGGAUUUAAUCGUUUUCUACAAAAUAAAUGUCUGCGAGGAAAAGGUUUCGUAACAAUGGGAUACUUUUUGGAAAUCCCGUCGUAAGUUGAGGAGAUGAAUCAAUACUGGGGUUCUUUGCAAGGGGAGGAGAUAUGAGAAUAUUAGCAUGAAAUCAUCAAUGGAAAAUUCGACAUUAUUUACUUGAAAUUCAGUGAAAGGCAUUCCAUUGACUGUACACAAGAGUCAACAUCUAUGGUCCUUUACAACAAUCUUCCCAUUGGAUGUUAUCUCGCUUCCCCUUACGUUAGACGAUAGCUGAGUUGCUACAUUUCUCUAACAUAAAAAUAGAUGCUAGUGUCACGAGUGUACUUUCCAUGAUCUAUCGAGCAGCUGAAUCAAUUUAAUGAUAAACAAAACUCUGAUAUUAUAGCUCAUUCUGUAAAUAUUUUCGCUCAUUGAAGCUGCGCUAGAAACCUUCUGACAAUUAUCUAUCAACAAUGGAAUAUUUCAUCUUUUGUGUACUCAAGAACUUCAAUUCCGUAGUUUUACAUCUGCUGACAAGCAUUAAUAUACAUAUCACAAACUUUUUUUAUGUUAGAAAAAUAGAGUAGCAAAGCUUACACCUACUUUUCAAAUACUGGGAUGUUUUUCUGCACCUGUGAACGUGUAUCUCGAUGAAAUGGAAUUUGUUUUGAAGAAGUUGAGAUAAACGUUUCAGUAUUAAGAAAAUCUAUGUAAAACUUGGUCAUAAAUGACUCAUAUGCCAAAAAAAGUGAUUUGCCAUGUCCCGCUUGAGGGAGCAUAGAUUUGCUUCAGGACUUUCUUGCAACGAAUUAAUAGACAAAUUGUCACACUGGGUCAUCGUGAUGGCAUUCGAUGCAGCAUUUAAAAAAAAAAAAAAAAAAUACGAAACAACGAAAAAAUCGUCAUUAAAAAUAUGUGUGAUAUUUGGAUGGAAACUGGAGAUAUAUUAUUCAGUUCAAAACAGCACUAAUAAUUUCUUAUGUAAUAUCUUAAAGAAUUAAUUUCAAUUAUACGUACGGAAAGAACUCGACUGUUGACUGUGAAACAACUCUAUGCUUUCUGAAUGCGAUUAAAAUUGUAAAAAUAUUAACUUAUUGAUAAACAAAAUGAAAUUUGAUGAUCUACAGAAAACCAAAUUUUCUCGCCAAGAAACAAGAAAACUGUACGAUCGAAUCAAAAUGAGCCUAUUUUUCUAAAAAAACGAAGUAAUUAAAAAUAAAACGGCGCAGUGAAUUGAAAGUGUCGACCUGUAAAUUUAUAUCCACAAUGAAUUGAAAAAGGAAAGUAAAACGAGAAAGAAGAAGGGAAAACAAAGAAAAAGUAAUCAAAGCGAUACGAUGAAAAAUUAUUUAUUUAUUUGAUUUUUAAUUAUUUAUUUUACCGAUAUUAAUUAUUUUAGUGAACGAAACUCUUUUCAAAGUAUUUAUUUUUAUAAAUAUUUUUGAAACAUUUAUCGGACCUGUGGUCCAUAUAUUAAUCUCUGCAUAGCAGCUGCCAACUAUCAGUCAUCUCAUUGACAUGUUAUUAUCGUACAUAAGGGCAAAAGUCAUUCAUUUGAAUCUACUUAAAAUCAUUAUGUAAUCAUUGAACUGUCAUACUUAUGUUCUCGAGCAUGUCUAUAUUAUUACAAAAAAAGAAAAUAAAACAAGGUAUAUACCUACCUACAGUAAAAGUUUGGUUUGGCUUUAGGCUUAACGCUUAUUCGAAAUCAGUCUUCUACGUGCUUUUACAAUUUUCAAGAAUGAAAACAGAAUUCUGAAACAGUGAAGAGGGGAAAAAAAUAAUUUUAACAGAUUCUUAAAGACUCCGAUUUAUGUAAUUGCAAUUUGUAAUAAGCUGAAUUAAAAUCAUUGAAAAAGCCAACAAAUACAUGGAACACGUAUGUAACACGCACAACCACAUGCCACACAUGUAAUACACAUAACACAAGAUUAUAACAAGAAAUUAAUAUAUUUACAAUACAUUAUUAUAUUAUUAUAUAUACCUAUACAUAUACAUGUAAUUCUUACAUAUAAUUAAAAUUAUAAUUCUAAGAUUAAUUAUCAGACAGAUCGAUCUAUCAUCCCAUAUUGUACAACCAUCCAUCAAAUAUUGAUUUGUUUUUUUUGCCUAUUAUUUUCAUCUCCUACUACUAGUUUAAUUAUGACGAUAACUGUAAAACGACGAAAUUAUGAAAAAAUAAAAAGUCCAAAAAACGAA
Athalia rosae (coleseed sawfly) is the source of this 5487-nucleotide messenger RNA. It is a transcript of the gene Actn, whose product is annotated as alpha-actinin, sarcomeric. Gene Ontology annotation, biological process: muscle cell development; actin cytoskeleton organization. The transcript is spliced from 13 exons. NCBI's taxonomy places the organism in Eukaryota, Metazoa, Arthropoda, Insecta, Hymenoptera, Athaliidae. Gene Ontology annotation, molecular function: actin filament binding; calcium ion binding. The record is from RefSeq and is a predicted model, not a curated record. Gene Ontology annotation, cellular component: Z disc; cortical actin cytoskeleton; plasma membrane. Bases 347 to 3022 code for a protein of 891 amino acids.